GGUGUCUGUGGGUCUGAGCCAGUCUGGCCGCUCGGCGCACUCAGACAAAGCUCAGCUAACAGGCUAACUGCUUAUUAGCUAACCAAACACUGAGCGGUAACCUCUCUAAAUACCUGAUUUCAAAAAUAGUUGACUCGCUGGUCGUGCUAUUCAUAAGGAACAAAUAUCGAAACAUCUCCAGCUCGGAUGCCUAUGUAGACGCUACAAGUAUCAAUCACAAAUUACUUUUUUGGUCAUGCGAUGGGAGUUUUUCUUAUUGGGGAACACGUCAAGCUGAUACAUCGACCCCACCGUCACCUGAUCUGAAAACGUACUGAUCGUUCUGUGUGGUUACACGUGCAGACACACCAGCAGACCACACGGGGAGUUGGUUGCCCCCCCCCCACUUUCCAGCCAGACACUGCUGCGUCACACUGAAUUGCUUCGUCUUUGUCGUCCACCAUGUCGGACGCCCAUGAGGCUGCACCUCCCAGUCCCCCUCCCCUUGCCAACCCACCUCCCCCUGAAGUCACCAAUUCCACCAAACCUGGCAGAAAAACCAAUCAGCUGCAGUACAUGCAGAAUGUGGUGGUGAAAACCCUGUGGAAACAUCAGUUCGCCUGGCCAUUCUAUCAACCCGUGGACGCCAUCAAGCUCUGCCUGUCGGACUACCACAAGGUGAUCAAGAAUCCAAUGGACAUGGGAACCAUCAAGAAGCGUCUGGAGAACAACUAUUACUGGAGCGCCAGUGAAGCCAUGCAGGACUUCAACACUAUGUUCACCAACUGUUAUAUCUACAACAAGCCGACAGAUGACAUCGUCCUCAUGGCCCAGGCUUUAGAGAAAAUCUUCUUGCAGAAAGUUGCCCAAAUGCCCCAAGAAGAAGUAGCUCUGUUGCCUCCAGCUCCCAAAGGGAAGAACAAGAGCAAGCAACCUGCUGCUGCUACCACAGUGAGUCAGCAAGCAGAGUCUUCAGCUUCCUCUCCACCCUCGUACCCUUCUCCCUCCCCUUCUCAGACACCAGUAAUCUCCACCACACCCAACCCGGUUCAGGCCACGCCCCCUGUGUCUGCCCCACAGCCCCCAGCAACCAUGAUGCCAUCAGCACAGCCUGUCAUCAAGAAGAAAGGUGUGAAAAGAAAAGCCGACACCACCACACCCACUACGUCGGCCAUCUCUGCUAGUCGUGCUGACUCUCCGUCUGCUCAGGACAACAAAGCAGCCAAACUGGGUUCUUCACGCCGCGAGGCCGCUGCUCGUCCAGCUAAGUCUCGCAGAGAGACGGGGGAGGAUGUAGCUGGUGCUGAAGUGGGAGGUGGAGGAGCUAUAGCAGGAGGCAGGAAGGGUGGUAAGCUGGGUGAGCAGAUGAAGCACUGUGACGCUAUCCUGAAGGAGAUGCUCUCCAAGAAACACGCCGCCUAUGCUUGGCCCUUCUACAAGCCAGUGGAUGCAGAGGCGCUGCAGCUGCAUGACUACCAUGACAUCAUCAAACACCCAAUGGACCUCAGCACUGUCCGGAAAAAGAUGGAUAAAGGAGAGUACAGUGAUCCCCAGAGCUUUGCCACUGAUGUCAGGUUAAUGUUCUCCAACUGUUACAAGUACAACCCUCCGGACCAUGAGGUGGUGGCCAUGGCCCGAAAGCUGCAGGACGUGUUUGAGAUGCGUUUUGCAAAGAUCCCAGACGAGGGCGUGGAGGCAUCUGUCCCAUCCACUACGCCACUGGUCAGUAAAAGCACUGCCUCCUCUGAAAGCAGCAACAACUCCUCCUCUGACGAAUCAUCUGACUCUGAGGAGGAGCGGGCCACACGGUUGGCUGAGCUACAGGAGCAGGUUGGUGCUGGCGACCAAUCACAGUUGAAGGCGGUGCACGAGCAGUUGGCUGUCCUGUCCCAGGCUCCGGUCAGCAAGCCAAAGAAAAAGAAAGAGAAGAAAGACAAGGAAAAGAAGAAAGACAAGGAGAAAGACAAGGGGAACAAGAGCAAGUUAGAGGAAGAGAAAAAGCCAAAGCCUGCUGCCCAGCAGGCCAAGCCCGCCAGUCAGAAGAAGGCGCCGGCCAGGAAAGCUAACAGCACUGUCACCGCUACCAGGCAACUGAAGAAAGGCAGCAAGAUGUCAGGCGGUGGUGCGGCCAAUGGAGACGACGGCGAGGAGUCAUCACUCCCCAUGUCGUACGAAGAGAAGCGUCAGCUGAGCCUGGACAUAAACCGGUUACCAGGGGAGAAGCUCGGCCGUGUUGUCCACAUCAUCCAGUCCAGAGAGCCGUCGCUGAGAGACUCUAACCCGGAUGAGAUCGAGAUAGACUUCGAAACGCUCAAACCCUCCACACUCCGAGAACUGGAGCGCUACGUGAAAUCUUGCCUGCAGAAGAAGCAGAGGAAGCUGCUGCAGAAGGCAGCAGGAGGCGGGGCAUCAGGAGGCGGGGCUAGUCGCUUGAGUGGCAGCUCUUCUUCCUCCUCUGAUGACAGCUCCUCAACAGGAACCUCCUCUUCCUCUGACACAGACUGAACACCUACUUAAAAACAGCAACAUACAUGUUACUGAACACGAAUGCACGCAAAGGUUUAUCCAUUCUACACACAAAGGAUUAAAUUCCAGGAGACAGAUGUUCACUCUGAACUGUGACAACACAGAAUAUAAACCACACACACAGACUCAGAGACUUUAUGUAAAUAGGCUGACCUGUUUUUUAGCCCCUAGUCUUGUUUUUAUUUUUUUAUUUUAUUUUUUCUGGAGGAAUGGGGACGAACCGAAAAGAAGAAAGCUGCGACUUCCUGGCAACAGGCAACGAAUUCGAGGGACAAGCUGCUCAUCCGUCUAUCUAGGAGUUGUAAUGAUCUCUAAGUUGAGCCUCGCCACUGUGGAGAGGAACAAAAUCAUUCAGGCUUUCUUUGACUGGCUGUGACCCCUGAAACAUUCCAGAAGCAUCUCUGAUAGAAGAGGAGAAGAGGAGACCUCGUGGGUUCUAACCUCAUGAAAUUAGAAAUGUUUAUCUUCAGCGUGGUUCGUCGCCCAUCCAGACACCACCUGUCGUCCCAGAGGAGCUUGACGCCUUCUCAGAGUCCAGUUGCACUCAGACGUGCCGUCGGUUAGAAGCAGCUAGACCUUAGCCUCGCUUGGAUGGUCAGACUUAAUCAAGAUCCAGGUAGUGAAAACACGGUGGACCCUAAAGGUUUUACUCAACUGGCAACUUGACCCACAUGAGGUCCAGUUUUUAUUGAGUGGCACUUUUAAACCAUUAGCCGGACUGAGAAUCAAGCAGAACCACCUCUGUCCCACGUCUUCGGGUUUUAGGGCAGUGUUCGAGUGUGUGUGAGCAGAGAUGAGAUCGCUUGGUCGACACUGACACUGGGUCAGAACUCCAGUAUGUUUCUGGAUCCAUGCAUCUGUCCAGAGUCUCAGCUGUCACCCUGUCUUCAAUAUUUAAUUUCCCUGCUGAUGCUCCAAAACAAAAACCUUCUGACCCAGACGCACAACAUGGUGUCUGCUAUUGGGUGUAGGCACCAGGCGCCGGUCUAAUCCGGCGGCAGACAGCCACGCAAGUUUUAUUUUUGUAACACUACAUUUCCUUUUAUUUUGUUUUUGAUUUUUCAGGUUGUUGCUGAACUUGUUUGUGUCUUAUAAGGUUCUCUAUAUAAAAGUGUCUUUGUACCGCUGUCUGCCCCCUACCCCGCCAAAAUAAAACCACUCCUACUGUAAGAGACUGUCCCAAAGGAAGCGUCGGAUCAGACGUCAGUUUUACUAAGCAUCAUUUCAAAGUUUGUCAGUGGGGAAAAACAAGUGUUCGUGUGUAGCAACACCCUUCAAACUCACAUGUCACUUAAACUGAUUUUAAUGUGUUAAGUCUUUAAAAUGUCCAAAAUGAAAAUAGGUGCUCAGCAUGCGGAGGCCGGCAUUUUUCUACCUUUCGAACUUAGUCCUUGAUCAGUUUGUUGCUUUUGCGUUUGACCAUCGUCUAGCUUUAGUUUCGACAGGGUUGGAUCACCUGCAGACCCAUCAUCUACACACACACAACCUUUUUGUUUCCACCACAAAGCUGUGAUUUCACAUUAAGACAAACUCACCUGAUCCUGAUGGUGCCAAGCCGCUGCCGACAUUGUCAGUGUGGUGGGUUCAGGUAGAGCUGAGACCCCGUCAGAGCAUCAGACACAUGGGCUGUGCCCUCAGGUACGUCACAUUUCCUUUGCACUGAGGACGAAGGCACCGUGUUUGCAGAUGAUGGAUCACAUGGACAAAUGUUUAUUUUUGCAUCCUGAAAAUGUUCACUCGCUGUUAAUGAGCUUCGUUGUCACUAAUCACAUGACAACAGGCCUUUAUUUUGGACAUUUUACAGACUAGUCAAUCAGUGAUUGGCCUGAAGUGAUGAAGCUUAAACCCCAGGUUUCCUCCCAGUGUGAAUGAUGGCUGACAGGUCGACAGCUCGCUGCCCGUCUCUCCUCUUUGUUUUUAGUUGAUGGUCGAGCUUUGAUGCUAAUAGUUAAUUUUUGUAUUUUAAUAAGAAAAAAAAAAGUGAUUUUAUGUAUUUGCAUGCACUCUGGCCGUACGUUCUUUCUUCCGUAUGUUUGAGCACUGUAUAGUAGCUGUAUAGUAGCUGGUCUGGGGUUUAGGACGAACUCCGCUCAAUAGAGUAGAGACAGAGAGACAACAAACCCACGGAACAUCAACAAGUGAACUAUUUGAUGUAAUUACUGAUAUGGGAUCCUUAUUUUCUGAGUUUCUUUUGUUUUCAUAAAUAAACUCCUAAACAGACA
This is a messenger RNA of Betta splendens (Siamese fighting fish), 4727 nucleotides long. Its product is annotated as bromodomain-containing protein 3-like. The record is from RefSeq and is a predicted model, not a curated record. Bases 442 to 2484 code for a protein of 680 amino acids. Lineage: Eukaryota; Metazoa; Chordata; Actinopteri; Anabantiformes; Osphronemidae. Gene Ontology annotation, cellular component: chromatin; nucleus. The transcript has 12 exons. Gene Ontology annotation, biological process: regulation of DNA-templated transcription; chromatin remodeling.